CGACACCUGGUGCGACAGUGAAACCCGGUCGGCAGGCCCUCCUUCCCGACCGCCAAAGCCAAAAUCAACGUCUCACAGACUAGAGACCUUGGCAAAUGGCGUAGAGGAAUUAAUCUAUUCUUAGCGCACGGACACACAGAGCGCAAGCCUCACUAUUGGUGGAAGUUGGACACGAACGCCUAUCGACCACGAGGCUGAGAGUCCAGCCCAGCCAGCCAGCCGGUUUUAAAUCUCUGUUCCUCCAUAAAGGCCGCUCCAUUUCCUGCUCUCCCCACUUUCCAGAGCCGCUGGUUCUGGAGCUAAGAAUGGCCGGUUCGGCUUGAUUCUCAUAUAUUCGGGCGGCUUCCAGCUUCGGCCUUCGCUUGUUUUGCUUCCUUCGAGAAUGGGUGUCCCGGUCGCUGGUGCGCAUCUCUACACUCGCUGAACACAAUGUCGUCCGGUCAACCAGAGCAGUUUUCUCUCCCUCCAAUUUCUCGCUCAUCUCAUUCCCGUUCCGACCGCCCGGGAACGUCCUGGAACCCAUUUGAUCCGAUUUCGCCGUCUGACCGCUCCUACAUUCGUUACGAACGAGCACACACGCCGCAGGAGGAAGAAGAUGUCACGGCGUACGCAGGACUCGGGAUCAACGAUUCUACACAGCGACUAGUUUCCAAUCGAGAUAGUCGAGGACCCGACCAGGCAACUCCGACCAGCGAUCUCUUCUCCCCGGGUUUCUCGGAGCAGCAAACCCUACGGUCGCAUUACUCCAGAGCAUCAUUCGUCGAUAGCGAAUUCAACACAACGAAGUGUUCGUGCAAAAAGCGAGUGGUCCAGCGUCGGUGUUCAUGGGUUCCCAUCACCGUACUGGUGCUGGCCAUCUACUCGACUAUUGUUUCGGGAAUAUACUUUGUUGUGUCCUGGCUGAGGCCUCGAUAUGGCAACUCUAUUGGUACGGAUGGGGGUCUUCGGCCUUCCACGGCCAGUUUACUCAGUGCCAUGUUUGCCAAGACGAUUGAGUUGGCCUAUGUCAGCGUCUUUGUUGCGUUCCUGGGACAGUUCCUCAGCCGAAGAGCUAUUAAAAAGGGAUCCAGCGGCAUCAGCAUCUCGGAUUUAAGUAUGCGGACGUGGAUCAUGCAGCCGGCGUCGAUGAUCAUUCAUUCCCAGGCCCUCCGUUACUCAGCGUGGACUGUGCUUGGAAUGCUUACUUUAACGGCCACCAUUGUCGCGAUGCUCUACACCACUGCUGCCGAGGCUCUCGUGUCACCAAAGCUUCUCCAAGGACCACACGAGGAUAGGACCCUGACGGGGAACAUCACAGCCAAAUUUGCCUGGCCCGACGAUUUGCGCAACCACUGCGAGACGGUGAUUACACAUGAUAUCGACCCAUCGGAAACAGAGCUGGAUCGAGGAAAUACGUGUCUAGAGCUACAACAUGUCAGCCAGGCAUACCACAAUUAUCACGCGUAUCUUUCGAAAUGGAGCACCAUAGAUUCUCAGAAUAACUCCACAGCACUAGUCCAGGACAAGCGACCACCCCCGGUAGGGACGAUGUUCGAUAACACCACAGUGACUGGGGCUUGGAUCGACCAGACCGACAUCACCGAGUUGUCGAAACGCUACGGUCGCAUGGUCAUCAACGUGACGGCAGCCAUGCCUCAUGGCGGCGUAGUCAACGCCAUAAAUAACCCCCAAAACGGCUUCCACCGGCCUAGGAUCUCCUCCGAGGGUAAUUUCGACGUCAAAGCCCGAUUGCCAUCUCCUGCAGUAAACGUGCUUUGCGCAGGCAUGUCGGCAAAAGAGCUAAGCCCUCUGAUCUACGAAGAAUGGCCACACGCGCGCUUCAACCCUGACAACUGGACCUUAGAUCAGCACAGCGAUGUUCCCGUCUACCCAUCGUGGCUUAAUCGCACCGUGGUCGAUGAUCUAUUCCGGUGGGGGAAGGAAUACAACGCGCGCCCACCUAUUUUCGGUAAAUUCCCCGAGGCAUACAACACCAUCGUCAACGGAUCCGUUUACUUCGGCGACUCUCUCUAUCUCCUCGGCCACGCCCCGACCAACCGAACACCGGAGUAUGUGCUUUGCUCCAUGAAAGCCAAACUCAGCCCUCGCUGCUCGACACGCUACUCCGCCUCAAUCCGCGGCGCCGCAUUCAGCACGAAGUGCGACAGCCUCAACGACAAAUGGCGCUACGACGAGGAAUAUCCUGACGCGCCCGAUGGCGCCUGGGAUGCAGAUUGGAAAAAUAUUGCCCAUUCCUGGGCCCUCGCCUUGAGUCUCAACACUGGCAUCACCAACGGCCGUGCCAGCAACUCCCGGGUCCUCAUGCAAUUGACCCCCAAGAACGACACACUCAGCCCAAAGGUCCCCUCCGUCGCAGAAGCACUGGCCGUGAUGGCGGGGAACACCCUCAUCCUCAGCUCCUCCAAUGCUCCUUUCGUCCAUUUCUGGAACUACACCGACAUCAGCAAGGAGCCGAAAAACGCAACCGUCCCCAGUCCGGAGCCGCAGUAUUUCCGCGCCACCGUAAGCGUCGUGGGGUAUCAGUCAAGCGGGACAGAGAAAUGGCACUACGUCUUCUUCGUGAUCCUGGGGCUGGCGUUUAUCACCAGCGCCUUCUGUCUCGUCUACAUGGUUCUCAUUAAAGGGCGGCAAUUGACAGAUUUCACGGACCCGCAGAAUCUAUUCACGCUUGCGAUGAACAGUCCCGCCACGUCAAAGCUUGACGGAGCCUGUGGUGCCGGGCCUUACGGCGAGCAUCUCAAGGAGAAAUGGUUCGUGGGCAUGGAGCCGGAAGACGAGCACUAUUAUAUUCGGACCAAGGCGGAGGAGAGAACGCCGCUCAUUCCGACGGCAAGGUACUCGAUGAGAUCGAUGGAGGCGGAGGACGUUAUGAAGCCGCCCACGCCAGCAGUGGAGGAGUAUGAGCGGGUUUCUUCGAGACGGGGAUGGCUAUCGCGGUGGUACUGAUGUCAGGGAUUCAUGGUAGAUGAGCGAUACUGGGUUGAC
Molecule: messenger RNA, 2985 nt
Organism: Aspergillus steynii IBT 23096
Lineage: Eukaryota; Fungi; Ascomycota; Eurotiomycetes; Eurotiales; Aspergillaceae
Exons: 2
Coding region: 430-2946 (838 amino acids)
Source: RefSeq, a predicted model, not a curated record